UGUCAUGCAGAUUUUUACCCUGAACAUACAUAUUAUACUGCUGAUUGUAAAAUAAUGUAUUAAACUAUUUGCACUUCUCAGAUCAUAAAUUCAGAACUAGCACAAUAUUGCAGACAGAAUUCACAAAGCUACGCAUUUAAAUCAAAAUUGUAAUCCAUAACAACAUGUUUACCUGCACCAGGGCAUCAAACGUUAAAUCAAUUCUUAUCAGUAAUGAACACCAAAUUAAUACUUUAGAUGAAGUUCUCGGAAUUUGUUUUAGUCUUGCCGUUACCCGAAUAAAUAUUAUGGACACGUACAUCCGGACUGACGCACAAGUAAAUAAUUUUUUCUACAAAGGUUAUCGUCCAAUAUAUCUUUUCCCUGUAUCUCAGCAACAUUACCUCUUCCUCUUAUUGGAAUUUAUUGGACAGAAAUGCAACCAACCUAAUAGGGUUAAAAAACUGGACGUUUUUCUAGUUACCAAUACCUACCAUAAUAGACACAUGGAUGAGACUGAAUAUACAAUUAAUGCUCGAACACCGGCUGAUGUUUAUCAAAACAUCUACAAGAAGGCCAACAUGGGUGGAAUGACUCAAUUUAAAUUUAAGUCGCAAUCAAACUUUCAUGAUAGAUCGAUCAGCGUCCUUACUGAAGUUGCCGGAACUCCCACUGUGUACCAAAUUCGGUUGGGGAAAGGUCUAGAUUUUUAUGAACCUUGUGAUUGCAAAGUUUUCCGACCAAAUAAUAAAUAUGACUUUGAUUCGGCCCAAAAACGCUAUUUAGUAAACGAGAAUAAACAAUACGAGGCACAACAUUAUGUUGAAUGUGUUGAAGGAAAAACUACCGACCAAUUUUCCACCGUCCGAACCGACAUUACGAUAAUUACUUGGAGAGAGAUUGAGAAUUUUAAGAUGAUUAAGUUAUACGAAGCAAUUUUCAAGUAUAACACGAAAGGUGAUAUUGGUGAUUUAUUGGUAUUCAAAAGUUAAGAAGUUAUGGUAAGAGCAAUAAGAAGAAACUGCUGCAAUUUUUUGCAUAUUUGUUAUCAAAUUGGGAAAAGUUAUUUAUACAUUACCUGACCUUACAUUUAUACAUUAUCUGAUUGACUAUAAUAAACAAAUAUUUAUUAACUCA
Molecule: messenger RNA, 1116 nt
Organism: Folsomia candida
Lineage: Eukaryota; Metazoa; Arthropoda; Collembola; Entomobryomorpha; Isotomidae
Exons: 2
Coding region: 165-971 (268 amino acids)
Source: RefSeq, a predicted model, not a curated record